Dissoconium aciculare CBS 342.82 is the source of this 2268-nucleotide messenger RNA. RefSeq lists its product as uncharacterized. The record is from RefSeq and is a predicted model, not a curated record. The coding region runs from base 1 to 2268 and encodes 755 amino acids. Gene Ontology annotation, molecular function: DNA-binding transcription factor activity, RNA polymerase II-specific; zinc ion binding; DNA binding. Gene Ontology annotation, cellular component: nucleus. The transcript is spliced from 2 exons. Gene Ontology annotation, biological process: DNA-templated transcription. NCBI's taxonomy places the organism in Eukaryota, Fungi, Ascomycota, Dothideomycetes, Mycosphaerellales, Dissoconiaceae.
AUGUCCGCCCUCGAAAACCAUGGCCCGGCGGCCCUCGAAUCUGCGGCGGGUGCUGGCAAACGCAAUCGACCUUGCGAUGCGUGCAGACGACGUAAGGCCAAGUGUGUUACUGAAGGCGGAAAUUCGAUUUGUGUCUUGUGCAAACUUCAUCACCAGGAAUGUACCUACCUCGAGGCUCCCCAGCCUCGCAAACGCUCUUCAAACUCUUCGGCAGGUGUAGAUCUUCGGCAGGUGUCUACCAAACGCAACAAGACAUUCCACCUCAAACCCGGUACGGGUGUCGAAGAAUAUGACUCCCUACCAGGUCCAUCAUUGCUGAAGCGAACGUUGGGCUUACAAAAUCGUCAUCAUACCGAGUACGUCGGCUUCCAUGCUACGCCCGAUAUUUACGGGCCACAUGGUCUUCAAAAUCUCGAUGCUUCGACCGCGGAGGAACCGAUGAAGAAGGGCGUGGACUUCAUCCGCUUUGUUCAUAAGUCGCACGCCUUCCGCAUAAUUCCUGACAGUCAGAUUCCUGGUUAUGAGCAGGAACAACGCUCGAUCGAUGAGAUUCAGUCUACAGCGCAAGGUCACGGUGCUGAGUUGGUUCGACUUUACUUUCGAAUUGUGCAUCCGAGUUUUCCAAUCUUGCACAAGGAUGUUUUCUUGGAAAAGUACAAUCGAUCAUACCGUGAAUUUUCGCCACCUUUACUGGCAGCAGUCUACUUACUGGCUUCAGGCUAUUGGAGUUUUAGCGAGUCCUUGGCGGAUUCCAAGCGAAUAGACACCGUGGCUCUGCAACACUUGGCCUUCAAAUCCUUGCAAAAUACCCUGAGGCGCCCAAAAAUAUCAACACUCCAGGCGGGCCUCCUGCUGUCGCAGUACCAAAAGGCCUUCGCGGGAAAUGCAGCGGUCGAACAGCAAGACAGACUGACCGUGCAACUUGUUAACUUGGCCCAUGGUCUCGGCAUACAUCUAGAUUGUAGUGCGUGGGACAUUCCUGACUGGGAGAUCAGCUUAAGGCGGCGCGUUGGAUGGGGCUUAUACAUACAAGACAAGUGGACUGCCUUGCUCGAAGGUCGUCCUAGUCUAAUAAGUCACGAAGAGUGGGACGUGGCAGAUCUGACCGAAGAAGACUUUCCCGAGAAUCUGGAGGAUGACGAAGAAGGCAGCAGCGAGGUGGGCAGAGGGCGUUUAGUCUUUAUGCACAUGGCGAAGCUCACUGAAACUCUCGCGGAUAUCCUCAGAGAUCUCUUUUCCGCUCGCGCUCGGAGGAAGCAAGGUGACACGGCCGACCCUCUAGCGAAUGCACUAGAAGCGAUCAAAUCACCUCAGGCGGCGCUUAAACAGUGGUUUCUCGCUUUGCCCGACUCCCUCACUUGGGAUACGACCGCCUAUCUGAAACUCUCCUCUAUCGGUUAUCUUCGCAUGGCAUACUUGUCGCUCGAGGUCUGUCUCUAUCGUCAUCUCAUGCAGAUACUUACUGCUGUCGAGAAACCUGAUUUGACGCUGUCAAGAAUAUGCCGCGAGGCAUCCCGCGAGCGCUUCAUCAGUGCGAGCGACUUCGUGCACAGUCUGCAGCCUCAACAAUUGUGCGCAUUCUGGUACUUUGGCUCUGCCAAAUGUUGCACAUUGAUCUAUUCGAUCGGUCACAUUCUCGAGUAUUCGGCAUGGCAAGAAGAAGAGAAAGCUUUCUACACACGUAAGCUCAAAGAAUUGAAGUUCAGGUUAAAACUUUCUGGUGAGGCCGGGGCAUUCUUCAUGACACAGGCAUUGGCAUUACUAAAUCGUCCUGUACGCCUCACGAGUGAGUCCAAGGAUACAGACAGCUCGCAACGGAGUCCGAUCACAAGCACCACCCUAGUGAAUCAGUCAGGCUUUGAGAAAGAUCUAUCAUUGAUGGAGACCUGGAGUCCAGACCCCGCGUCACUAUCGAACGGGACGGAAAAUAACUUUUCGGAUAUGUCCGCCGAUGUCGACUUCCUUUCAACCUUUCCUCUGAAUUUAGACUCUGUGUAUGCUCCACAGAUGGUGCAGGGGGUGUAUGUCAAUGUGUAUCAGCAGCAGCACCAUCAUCAUCAACCACCACCGCCACUACCACCACAACCACAGGUCCCGAUUCACAGUCGCUCACAGCAACAUCAGUACUCGCACCCACAUCCGCAUUCGCAUCCGCAACAGCAGGCUUACCAUCUCCAUCAACAACCACAUGAGCAGCCGCAGAGUUUUAUCACAGAUCCCUCUCAAGCCAGUCAUCAUCAUGUACAUCAAUCCUCGCCAUACCACUAA